CCUGUGCUGCAGCGCACACGCCCAAGUCCUCCUCCAGCGUGCGCCCAGGGAGCCCAUGGAGCUGGCGCGCGGCGCGUCCAAGGGGGAUGGUGGGGCCGAAGCGCUGCUGGGUGAGCUGGAGGGGCUGGUGCAGGACGUGGUGAGGGCAAGUUCCUGGUGGGAGCUCCACGGCGUGGACUGUGCCAUCCUCGCACUCAGCCUCCUCGCCUUGCCAGCCGGGUUCCUGUGCCUGUCCUCUGAGAAUGUCCUGGUCUUUGCCAUUGGCAUCACCAUCUUGGGCGUGUGCCACUCCACGCUCACUGUCAAGGGCAGCCACCUGGCCACUCAUGGUGCCCUCACCAAGUCCAAACGCUGGAGCAAGAUCUGGUUGCUCUUCUUUGUAGAGGUGUGCACGGCCUUCACUGCGGAGUUCGGGAAGUUCAGCCACGUCAACAUGCACCAUGGCUACACCAACGUGGUGGGUCUGGGGGACUCCAGCACGUGGAAGCUGCCUUGCCUCAACCGCUACGUCUACAUGUUCCUCGCGCCCUUCCUCAUCCCCAUCAUCACCCCGCUGGUGGCUCUUGAGCGGCUGCGGAAGGUGGAGCUGCUGAUAGCUCUGCGGACGCUGGGCCUGAUUUCCCUGGGCCUUUACUCUCAGUACUGGCUGCUCCUGAACGUGUCCGGCUUCAGGAGCCCCAGCUCGGCCCUGGUCUGCAUGCUGCUCAUCAGGGCCUUGCUGGCCCAUCCCUUCCUCCACGUCAACAUCUUCCAGCACAUAGGGCUGCCCAUGUUCUCCCGGGACAAGAAGCCCCAACGGAUCCACAUGAUGACCCUGGGGGUUCUCAACCUGCGGCUGCCGGUGUUGGACUGGGCUUUUGGCCACUCGCUCAUCAGUUGCCACGUAGAACACCACCUGUUCCCCAAGCUCUCUGACAAUAUGUGUCUGAAGGUAAAGCCUGUGGUGUCCCGGUUCCUCCACGAGAAGCAGCUGCCAUACCAGGAGGACUCGUACUUGGCCCGAUUCCGGCUGUUCCUCAACCGCUACGAGGAGCUCAUGGUGCAGGCCCCGCUGAUCACUGAGGUGGUGGGGCUGCAGUGAGGGCUGGGCUCCCCUCCCCGGCCCAGCCCUGGUGCUCCUGCUGCUGCUGGUUCUCAGUUGGUGUGCAGUGGUGGGUGGUGGGCGUGGAGCAUGGAGGGAACAUAAGGAAACUUGGGUGGGCAGUGAGACAGGGCAGCUGAUGGGUGCCCUGUGUCCUGGGGGUUGCUUGCCCUGUUUGCUUUUUGGGGAUUGGAGGGGUCUCUGGGUGAAAGGAAUCUUGGUAACUGGGCCUCCUGGGCCUGGCUCCAUCUCAGGAUCUUCCCCUGCUCCAUUUGAGCCUGGCAGGGCAGCAAUGCCAAGGGUGAGGUGAAAUCCUGUGCCCAAGGCCAACUGGGAGAGGGAAGGGGCAGAGAGCAAAGGUCAACCCCUUAGCUGGGGCCUCCUUGACACCGAGAGAGUGGCACACUUGCUUGACUGCUGCUUCUUCCUCUGCUUUUCAAGGCUCUGACCCAGGGCCCCCUCCCCAGGGAACAUGGGGCAGGGUCACUUUUGGCAGACUCCCUAGUUUCCCAGCCAGAGAAGCCUGUUCAAGUCACAGUUCCCAAGGCCCACAGUGUCACUGAGAUGAAAGUGAGUAUAUUUUGUAGGGAAAGCUCUCAGGAUAACAGAGGGGAGAAAGUCCCUCAGGGACACAGCUGGGGAAAGAGUAUAAAUAGAUUUGAUCGUGACCUUGGCUAGUUCCAUGAUGUUUAGAAGCACGGGCCUGGGAGAGAGAAUUACUGGGAGGUAGCUGAGUCUGGAGGGGGUUAUGGGAGCCAGUUUGAAGGACAGGUGGCCUUAGAGGAGACAGAAGGAAGAGAGUGGGAUGUUGAGAGCCACAGCCAAAGGGGCCCCAGCAAACUUCCAGCUGCCAGCAAACUUCCAGCUGCUGGCUGAUGAUUGGCUCACAGCGGCCCCAGCAACAUCUAGCUGAUUGGCUCCUCGGCCCCAGCAACAUCUAGCUGAUUGGCUCCUCUGCGGUGAUGCUCAUUGGA
Molecule: messenger RNA, 2055 nt
Organism: Marmota monax (woodchuck)
Lineage: Eukaryota; Metazoa; Chordata; Mammalia; Rodentia; Sciuridae
Product: fatty acid desaturase 6-like
Biological process (GO): lipid metabolic process
Cellular component (GO): membrane
Molecular function (GO): oxidoreductase activity, acting on paired donors, with oxidation of a pair of donors resulting in the reduction of molecular oxygen to two molecules of water
Source: RefSeq, a predicted model, not a curated record